Messenger RNA from Porites lobata, 9116 nucleotides. Lineage: Eukaryota; Metazoa; Cnidaria; Anthozoa; Scleractinia; Poritidae. The record is from the annotation of a GenBank genome assembly.
AUGGAAAUUUUGUCAAAUGGGACAACAGAAUAUGUCUUGAGUAAGUAGAACUUUUGUAUUUUGUGUUAAUUCAAAUGGGAACGGAAUUGAUGAGUAAAAACCAUACACGCAUGGUAUUGGUAACAUACGCUAUGUCAAAGUGUUUGUCGUAAAGGCGGUGCAUUGGAAGAAAAUCUCUUAAGGCUUUGCUUCUUUGACUGCUAAUAUUAACUUUUUUAUGUGUGUCAGUUAAAUGCUCAUUUACUUCAGAAAUCUGACACUUUUUAGUGAUAAAAAAUGAUAUUCAGCAUCAAAGCAUAAAAUGUAUCUCAGAGGGCCGAUUAUGCUGCCUGUCAGUAAAGCCAUCUUUUUAUUUUCCUUUCUCUUUUACGUUUCGAUGCUGAUAUAAGCACCUUGUACAUCCAGAACUAAAAUAGAGCAACUAUUUAUUUCCAAAGUGCAUUUUGUACAUGCCAAGCUGCCUAAAAUAUCGUAUACUUUCUCUUCUAUCAGACACUGAGAUGUGUACGCCCUGUACCUUAGGGGUAAAAUUUCUUUACCGAGGGUGUGCACUCACAGGUUUCGAUUCCACUUGAGACCAAGGAGUUCACUCUAACGUUAAGCUGAAAGAACAGGCGCAAAACAAAUCAAUUAAUGGUGAUUUUCAAACAAGCGUUUCUGUCCAAGUUUGAAAUAUAAAAGAUGCAAUAAAAACUGAUCGAAUAAAUACAGUUUUGUCUGCCAUUCUUUCGUGACGUCCUUAUAAAACGACUGGUGGAAUGACAGGUGGCAAUUACAGAAGUUACUUCUUUGAAGAAUAAUCGUGUCGAGUUGCCUUUUGCCUUCAAAGGAAAGGGGCUCGAAUUCUUCAAUCCUUUUUGAAAUGAAUGAAAUUAAACUACAAAACGACUGCACAACUGGACACAAACUUUGCUCCAGAUUUAAAAGUUUAUUUUAUCACGAAGUUAAUUGGCGAUGACCAAAUUUACCCUCACAAAGAGAUGUGAAAGUUUAUACAUUACGAGCGCUGGUUAGCUCUUUGCCAGAACGGAUUCUUUUAAGAAUCACUAGAGCUUUGUAGUACUUUUUUUCGCCGAAACGCAUACAGUCAGCUUAGUCCUAAAAAGAGGACACUCGUAAGGCGGGCAUCCAGACAUCUUAUGCUUAGAGGGUUUUUUAGCUUCUUUCUAAGGUGCGGUAGCAUUCAUAAUUCACUCGACGCGAGUUGCAUUUAAUUGUCUCUGACUGUACCGUUCACAAAGUAGGCAUGCAUCUUUCCAAGGACAGCCAGGUUAUGGCUAGAGGUUUUCAUGGUUUUCCGGUAAAUAUUUAAAUAUUUAAUUAAUAAGAAAGAAACAGGUUAAAGUUCUUGACAGCAAUAACUGAUUUCUUUCAGAUUUGGCAGACCAAACGCCUAGGGAAGCUGACGUUACGACUCAAGAAGAAUCUACAAACAUUACACCAUUUCUUCUUGCCUCCAUCGGCGCCCUGCUAAUGCUCAUGUUUGGUGGGGUGUUAUUUUCAAGCGGAGCGCCGCUGUGCAAAACAAAAACAUUUUCAGAUAGCAAGUAUAAAAGAAAGUUUGAACAGCAAUAUGGUCGUCGGAAAAUACGCUUUCACAACGUACCAGAAAAGAUUGCUCUAGAGCCGUGUCCAGUUUUACAACAAGAGAACAAUGACAUUGUCGAUGCUGUAAAGAAGGAGUAUCAAGAUCUACCGCAGUACCAACCAGUCAGCAGUGUAGUAAGCAACAUCGUAGGACUGCAUGGGCAAACUUGCGCAGUGAGCUUUCCUAAACCUGAGGUAAUAGAAAGAGGAGCUAGUCCGAUUCAUGUCACUGGGAACGAGGGCACCUUAGAUUGUGAACGGCCUUUCAGAAGAGAUAAAAGAACCUUUAUUAGGUUAGAACAUGAUGACAAACCAAAAUGCAAAAUACUCUCUGCUACGCUUCAUGAUAAAUCUUCUAUUAUGAAAGACAACAGGCAGAGAGUACCGUCGGCGUCUAGCGGAAUUGGUACAAAUUCUCAAGAAACUUUUGAAAUUGACAGUUUAGAAGACUUUCCUUUGAGUGAAAACGGUUUAAAACUCCUCGAUGAGACUGUAAUACUUGAUUCAAUUGAUGAGGAGUUUCCUUCUGACAGCACACCCAAGACGAUUAUACCAAAUAUCGACCAUGGGGUGUACAGUGGGGGGCGUUUAAGUGUUCUGCAGCUUGAGCGUGCGCCUAGUUGCCUGUGCGUGAAGGGCUGUAACUGCACAAUUCAUGGGACAUGUGCUGUUAAAUCAGAAGCGCUCCAGGGCAGCAAAGGAAUGACUGAUGAGCUACUCACUUGGGGUGAUAUUGCUCUUAGUAUAAACAGCACUACAGCACCAGGGAGUCAACGCUAUAGGGACCUGAGCGUAUGCGCGGACACUCUAAAACCUCAAACGCCACCAGCGGAUGUGUCUUGGAAAAUAACAACAGGAAAUGCCGCAGAGAGAAGUCCAUUACGGCGCGCAGAUUUGGAAAAAUGGUUGCAUGAUGUUGAGGAUUCUAGAAGAGAGGGCGAUCAAUCUUGUACUCAAACAUUAUUUGAGUCCCUUGAUGCAGAAACCGAAAUACAACGUAAAGAUUUUUCCUACCCAGAGACGACCAAACCAAUUUCUGGGCAGAGGAAGAUGAGUGCGCCAUUGCAAGAAAGUUUAAAACUUUUGAAAAGAUUGCAAGUUAUUUGUGAGGAGGAUUUGCAACUUGCGCAAACUGAAUCUUUAGUUCAUCGUGGUGGCCGAGAGAGUUGCUUAAAAACCGUGCGCGCACCAAGUUCUUUGUGCGUUUGCGGAGGGAGUUGCAAAGUGCGUUGCCAAGUUGAGGUAACUGCUGACCAGUCGUCAGCGCCAUCUAUUCUGUUUGGGGAUGAUACAAUCCAUGAGGAUACUUCCAAUAUUCUGAACACUGAACAGGAGUUGGCUUCAACAAGAACAGACCGGAUCGCCAAAGGUGGUACAGAGAAUAAUUUCAAAUGCAUUCGUGCAUCUAGUGAAAUGUGUAUUCAUGGUCCUUCCUGCCAAUUUCACUGUCAGAAAAUGAAGGAAGAGGCGGAAAAUACGAGAAAAAGAGAAAUGAUGGGGCGCAAACAUCAAGAACUCGGUUGUCACAACACAAAUUCAGAAACAGAUGAGUUUCGAGGGGCCAGCUCUUUUGGUAACGAACAAUAUUCAUACAAAUAUAAAAUAAUGCUACAACAAGGUAGUGAACCGAGUGCUUUUAGUGAUAACAGCUUUCUUAGGGAGGAAUGUAGAGUCAGCAAUAUUCGUGGAGCCAGCUCGUUUGGAGUGUCAGGCAUGACAAUUAUCGAACAUGAAUUCCCUGGUGAUGAAAAUGUAAGAGGCGCAAGUAGUUUUGCAUUAAAACCAGCGAACGACAGCGAAAUGAAGUUGGACGAGUUGAGGGGCGCGAGCUCCUUUGCGCCGCUGGAUGAAAGUAUCGCAGGUACAUCAAGCGUCACGUUGAGCCUCGCAGUUGAAUCUGAAGGAGAAAGUUUUGUUCCUGAUAAAUCCCUCAAUAAUAGCAAAGGAGACUCGACUUUUAAUUCACGAGCGUGCGUCGAUAAACUAGGGGAUACGACACGAGUUUCCAAAAAAGCGAAACAGGGCUUUCAAACUAAGUCAUCGAGGUCGACGGAAAGUUGUGAAGAGGAGUGCCUUCUUGAUCGUAAUAACAAUAAUCGUGUUAAAUACCUUUCCGAGAAGGAACCCAGAGGUGGAAAGACAGAACGCAGAGAAUUAGACGACAGGGGAGUAAUUACUCGAAAUAAAAAGAAAGACGAACAAAGGAAAACAUCACAUAAACCUACUUUAAAAGUUGGAAAAGACUUGACUAUGAUGAGCACAUUGUUACAUGCGCUUCAGAAAAGCGGAGAACGAAGGAAAAUAGAAACCUCCAAUCCCGAUCGCAGAGCUAGCCAUCGUGUAACAAAUUUCAACGCGGGUUCAGCUGGGAAUAUUAAAUUUGCAGUUUUCUACAAAGGGGCUAAUUCUUCCACGCCUUUGCUUUAUGUCAGCGUGCUGGGUCUCCAAGAAGUGCCAGAUACAAUAAUUACUGAUCAACACAGAGCUUACGUAAGGUUUUGCUUAUUCCCUAAGUUCACAACAUGGAGAAGAACUAAAACCCAUAAUGUAUCCGGAAAGGUACUGAUUAUAAAAGACCAUUUCAUAAUAUCUGAUGUAAAACCAUCUGAUCUGGAAAAAGCGAUUCUUCGAUUCGAAGUUGUGUGUGUUAAAAAAGAAGAGAGAGUUAUUGGUCAGGUGGAAAUCCCUCUUGCAGAGCUUACGUCACGUGACAAGCUAAAACGGACCGCCGCACUUCAGUCACCUAACGCCUAAAGUGACGGUAUUGUAGGGAGAUCACACCGUUCCCAUUAGAGCCCGUGCAGCCUCGAUCUCAUGAUUUUUUCGGAGGGAGGUCAUCAAACAUCCUUCUGAUAGUAGCCUGUGCCAGGAUCCUUGAUAGAAGAGAAAGAGCAUUGAGAAACGGGGAAGAGGAGCCUGCAAGCAUUGUUUUCAGCAUUGUUUUUGUAUGCCUCAAAAUUGGUCAACUUUGACCGUUUACGUUUACACCUUCGCGCCCGCGCAGAGUCAAACAAACAUAGAGAGCGAGUGAAACCCUACUACACCGCACGUUUUAACAGGGUCUCCCAUUCUCUCUACUUGCCAUUUUCACUGCUUGCCCGUUUAUUUCGCAGUCGUCUGCACUGACCAAGAGCCUGGUACAGUCUAUACUGAUAGUAAUCAAGUAAAGUUUAUAGUGAUCUUUAAGAUAGCCAAUGGAGAUUUAAGGACAGUGCAUCCCGUAGCAAAGGAUAUCUGCGCUGUCCUCUGCUAAGCAGGAAAAGCAGAUAUAUAGGCUUUUGAACUUAACAGGAAAAAGACUAAAACUAGCAGAGAUACUUAACAAUGAUUGAAAAUACCUCACAAGCAUUAAUAGUAAAUUGCCUUUCGGACCCUUAAUUUCCGCAUAUACACUUGAAGCAUGCGCUGUAACAAAAGGAUUAAUCAUCGAUGACGUCACCUAGCUUUAUGUCACACGCUCGAAAAUAUUGCAUCCUUUCAAAAAGACGGAUGAUACCCUGAAUACGAUAUUGCCUUACGUCAAGUUUGACUGGAGAUUAAACAGUGAAAAGCAUAACGUCUACUGAGUUUGACUACAUAAGAAUACUUGAACAACUAUACUAAGGGAUUCUUUCUCUAACUAUAACCUUUUCAAAUUUUGUAUGCACUUCAACAUCUCCGGCAGUAAAAUGACCUGCUGCAAUAGUCGCUGUAAAAUUACUGUAAAACAACUUAUUUAUUUUUUAAAUAAACUGUAUUUCGUCUGUUUAGCCCCCCACCGGGAAUGAUUUGUUUUAAUUGCUUCCAGACCUAAGGGUACCGUAUUUCCUCGAAUUAGCACCCACGCUCUAAUAAUUGCGUCCUCCCCCGAAUAAGCGCCCACCCGCUAGGCCAUGAUAUCAAAAAAGCGCCCCUCUCGAAUAAGCGCCGCCCUCCUCUCAACAUCACUUUCAUACCGUGGUAGGGAUACGAGAAGAUGCGACGAUCGGAUUAUCACCGACGAGGAUGAUAUCGGGCACAAUGACAUAAUCCGCAAUAUUUUAUAAACGUGCUUACUGAUGAUACAUUAGAAUGGAGCCAACUACGCGGCUUUUUUACGCUUGACCACCAACAACUGUUGAAAGACGUUUAGAUAUUGACUUAACGUUUACAUGAAUAAUGUUGUCCUUUUUGUUUUCCUAUUAAGAACUUAGCCAAAUAAUAUUAAAGUUCUUUCAGAAAGGAGAAACUAACUAAGCGCCCUCCAGUUCCAAUAAGCGCCCCUGCUUUUAGCUGAAGGACGUAAUAAGCGCCCAGAGUGGCACUUAUCAGAGGAAAUAUUGUAUUAGAGGUCGAGGGAGUCAUCACGAUUCCGAUUAGAGAUGGGAACCGGCUAAAUAAUUUUCUAAGUAAGUUUCAAUUUUUGGGUGAGAAAGGAAGGCUAAGCAGAGGCUUGGGGAUAAUGUAAUUUUGGUGCCUAGUACGUAGCAUUAAGAAGGAUUUUAUUAGAGGAUGGGGGCUAAAAAGAGGAAACAUUGUAAUCUUCCUGCGCUUCCUUAGUGAACCGUAUGCAAACGGACUGCAGACAAAGCAUGGCAAUCUUUAUUUCGGCGUUUGAAAAAAUAUAUCACAGGGAAUCAGGAAGAAAUGUGAUUUUAAGAAUCUGGCCUUGAAGGGAGUUUAACUUUAUCUAUACAUCAGUACAUCACAAGUUUUGAUGAAAGGUAACUUUUUUUCUAAAUGAUGAUUAAAGACGAUCAUGUCAGGUUUUUUUUGAAACUUUUCAUGAUAUCAAUGAUAUUGAUAAGUAAUUGUGUGACGUCAAGACAACCAAAUUGACCUAUCUUUAACAAUUAUUGACGUAAAUAGAACAAAACAGAUAUGUUUUUUAUAAAAAUGAUCCAGCCACCGUUUUAUCUUUAAAGUCCCUCCAAUACAAGUCCUAAAAUGUCCUGGAAAUUAAUAAGAUGGCUUGAAAAACAAUCAAAAACAGAAGUAAUGAAAAUGAAUGAUCUUCAUGAAUUGUUUGAGAGUUUUCACUUAUUGAAUAAGCAAUUUUUCACAGUGGAACCUCGAUAUAACGAAGCUCUUACGAAGCCCCCUAUAUAACGAACGAUGUUCUUUACCCCAGUAAUAAGUAAAAUAGUAAAAUAUAUUAAGAACCUCGUGAAAGCGAGUAAAAAUUUGCCAGAGUCUAGGCCUUUGGUUAUUUCUAGGUCCACUGUACUUUGUUUUUGCUUUUUAGAAAGCAAACUGGAGAGUGACAUUGGGGUCGUCAUAAAGCCUCUUGUUCACCCUUACUAAUAAUUCAACUUUUUAGCCAAACGAAUAUUAGCAUUACAACAGACUCUAUUUACAUUCUUGAAAAAGAAUGCCCUCAUUUAGCAAAAUGAAAUUAAACACAAAAGAACAAAACUAACAAGCGAGUGACAACAACUUAUAGAAGUUUAAUUUCUGUUUGUUCUUCAGGAAUCCUUUACGAAAUUUUGUGCAUCUGUUUGAUAUUUGAAAAAUUUCACCUGCUAAAUCACAUGGCCACUCGUCAUUCAUGAUCAACUCAUCAAGAGGAACUUUUUGUCAUCUUAAAGAAUACCCAAUCUACGUAAACAAUGGAUGACAUAACCGAUAAACCGCCUAUUAUCUGGUUCUAAACACCAACAGUAUAUUGAUAAAACGCAAAUUAAGCUUUGUGCGUUGGAGUUUGUUGAACAAAGUUUUACAUAUCAUAUAAGCUGGAAAAAUUAAUGUACUUCUGAAGGAUAAAUUUCGUCUAAAUCUUGUCUAUUUACUUAACUAUAUUGCAUCAACCCUUUUUUACCCGCAUUCCCUUGUCGCCUUGCCGGCUUACCCUAGCUAUUGUACUAUGAAUGGCAAUCAGUGACAUAACCAGAUAAUCUCUUAUAUUAUCUAUUUCACACUUUGAAAAGUCUUUUUAUCAAAAAGGCAUGGAACGUUGGCUGAUUGCUUUACAGUUGGGAGAGUCUCUAUUUCUCCUUUUCCUUAAUGUACGGAAAAAGACAAAUAGAUUACAAGGCAGGCAGAUAAAGCAUUUCUAUUAGAUGAAAGGUUAACCCCUGAAAGUGAGCGAUAGUCGAGUGUUGUUUACAGUGAUCAAAUGUUCGAGACCUUCAUUAAAAAUUUAUGUUUGGGAGAAUUAAGUAAUGACCAGCGGAGAGUCAAAUUGAAAAUAGAAAAAUAUAAUUUGGCACCGAUAAAUCAGUGUGUUGCUUUAAGAAAAAGGACUUAAGUAUUUGCCUUUGUUUUCAGCUGAGGGCUUCUUAUUCUCAGGUGACGUAAAGGGUUCCUGAGCGGGGUUUUAUUUAGAAUCACAACAACAUUGUGGUCACGCACGAGUGGAUAUAUGUCAGAUACAAUGAAAUCAUGAUUACUUUCAUUUAAAUUCAAAACUACUCGACCCCGCGAAACAUUGAGGUUGUUGAGUUGUCGACACGUUGCCGGUCAAGUUCCCUUCCGGUGCUGAAAAAUUUUCCUUGUUAUCGGACAACCGUUAAAAACGACCAAACCGCCAAAAAAGAAAGGAAAAUGACUUGAGAACGAAUGAAAAAUGACGGUAAGUUUUCAUUCGAAGAGGGCCUUUAAACUGAUCAUUUUGUGCCUUUAAGAUAAAUUUGAACUUAUUUUUCUGCAUUCGUAAUUUGUUUCAGGACUCGAGUGUUCUUGGCGUUGUUCUUGGUUCAGUUCUCGGAUUUCUGGCGGGAGGGAUAGUGGUUGGUGUGGCAUAUCUUUGCUACACAAGACGCUCGAAGUCGUAUAAUACGCAUUCACAAAGCGAUGAGCGCCCGAUGAUCGAUCAUUACUACACGACAAGCCCUGAAGGAUAUAUGAUAUCGCAAACUCGCCCAGUUCAGGUGCAGCCUAACGUCUACACACUGGCAAAGUCCUCUACUGAAUCAUAUCCAGAAAUUACUGAACUUGUCAAUGGGGAACAGCAGCGCAUUCGAGUAACGGAGCCAUAUGAAAUUGGGGCGAUUACCACAAUACAAGAAUAUGGCGAGGAGGGGGAAGACGGAGCGGCAAGCCCUGGCAGUGGUACCAGUGAUCUCGUCUCCAAGGGAAAACCCAAACUGAGCAAGAGGAUGAGCCUGCCUACUAGUUUGAAAUCGGACGGACUAGUCCAUCCAAGUGCGGAAGAUUUUUUCAGAAAGAAAGAGGAAGAGGAAUGCCGUCUUGAGUUUUCGUGUUUCUACGACACGGCAAGUCGCGAAUUGCACAUCACUGUGAUACAAGUUGCUGGAAUUUCUACUCCGGAUGAGAGUUUUCUUCGCCCGCCAAAUUGCAGCGUGAAAAUGCGAAUUCUGCCGGAAAUGUUAUCGUGGCAGUGGACAAGGAAAAUAUCUCGCACAAAUAAUCCUGCUUUCAACGAGACUUUUAUUGUGCCUGGUUUUGUUCAUAACAAGCUUCGAGAAUGCACAGUUCAUUUUGUGGUCCUCGAUUUUGAUCAUGUCCAAGAUAACGUCUACGUGAUCGGAGAAGUCUUUAUGCCUCUGUCAGAAUUGCGAGCGAACAGGCUCGAAAAAAUAAUUAAAAGAGUAAACCCGUUAUCCUUUUAA